Clonostachys rhizophaga is the source of this 306-nucleotide messenger RNA. NCBI's taxonomy places the organism in Eukaryota, Fungi, Ascomycota, Sordariomycetes, Hypocreales, Bionectriaceae. The record is from the annotation of a GenBank genome assembly.
AUGCCUGUUAUUCUCCGCCAUUGGCUGAAGAGAGAGCACGUCCGGCCGGAGGUACAGUCGCUGAUCCGAGAUACUGCGCCAAGAUUCCUCAGCGACAUUGAUGGGUUUGAUGAGGCUGAGCUUGUUGUCCGAGCUCAAUGGGCGAUUGCCAGGUCGAACAUGCUUGUGUGUGGCCGCCACCCCCCGAAAAUUACCAAGUCUGAAUUUAGCACCAUCGUCGAGGAUGGGCGGAAGCCUCCAGAAAAAAUGCUGCAACUACGAGACCUCGUCGCGGAAGACAAGAUACGCUCAAAAUAUGUCUUAUAA